UCCCUUUUUCCUCAGGACCUCGGAGUUGUCUGUUACCGCUAGAUCGCUAAUCCUCUUGCCCACUUUCCUUCUUUUUCUCGGGAGCACGCACACCCAUGACACGGCGGAUUUAACCUCCGGAGGUGAUCCCGGGUUCGCCAGGAGUCUGCAUCUCUCUUCGGGUCACUUUCCUCCUCCCCUCCUCCCCUUCCCCCCGUCACGGCUCCGGUUGCCAUGGAGAACUCGUCGGUGGCGUCUGCGUCGUCUGAGGCCGGCAGCACGCGUUCGCAGGAGAUCGAGGAGCUGGAGCGCUUCAUCGACAGCUAUGUGCUGGAGUACCAGGUGCAGGGGCUUCUGGGAGACAAGGCCGACGGAGACCUGGACGUGGACAACGGCGGCAAGGCGCCAGAGUGGACGGACGACUGUAACAACAAGAAAGACGGCAGCUGGACGUCCUCCUGGGGGAGGGGCUCGACCAAGCCGGACGAAUGGGAGCGCAGCAGCAACGGCAGCACCGGCUCCGGGCCCAGUUCAGGCUCGAGACCAGGGUCUGGAUCACGCUCUGGCAGCAGAGGCAGAAACAACCAGUUCACAGGCCCCGCCGUGAACGGGAACAGAGAGGGCUCCCUCGACAUCCUGGGGACGGACAUAUGGGCCGCCAACACCAUGGACUCUUGCGGAGGAGCUGGUUGGGACAUUCAGCCAGAGAAGCUGGACUUCAGCCAUUUCCACAGAAAACCCCUCCGAGGAAUCCCAAAGCACCUGCCUCCCAUCGACAGAGAAGGGAUGAACAAAAACAAGUUUGAGGAAGAUGACGGCAUCGACAUGAACGACAUCGAGAGGUUUCUACCCCAUCUGCGUUCUUUUCCUUGCUCGGCUUCAAGGUGUUUCAGCCGGGUGACAGAACUCCCUCUCGGGCCAACGUCAACCUCUUCUCUUCCUCCGCUGCUCUCUGAGCCGACACGUCUCCCCUCUUUGACAGCGUUUGAGCCGGUCUUCCCACCCCUUUCUAAUGAGGCGGAGAUCGCACAGACCAAAAAGCUCUUCCGACGCAGGAGGAAUGACCGACGGAGACAACAGCGGCCUCAGGGAGGAGGAGGAGGAGGAGUUGGGAAGAACCAACCUCAGCUGAUACAACAGCAGUCACCUCAGCAUCAGAGGGACCAGCCCCAACAUCAACCCCAACAUCAACCUCCAAACCAACAGGAGCAGAAUUUAACAGAAGCGGGAGACAACAGAAACGGCAGCGCCGGUCGGCCGCCUCGCCAAUAUCAAGGAGGACACGGGCAGCGCCAAGGAGGACCCCCGCACCACGGAUACAGCCAGAACCGACGUUGGCACCACAAUCAGAAAGGCCCGGGGCACGGACCGGCGAACGUCACGGGCGAGAGAGGAGUUCCCCCGAGAACGACCAAAGACAGAGAGGCUGAGACUGUAAAGCCAGACGACGAGCAGACCAGACCCGGCAAGAAGCCCGGUGAAUCCCCCCGAGCCGAGUUGCCACCCAACAGCAACGCUUUCCUCCACCUGACCGGUCGAAAGGAACCUCCCAACACGCCAGGAGGCAAAGAGGGAGGCGAGGGCCGGGCGGAGCCGCCCAAAAUCAGCUUGCUGCAGUCGUCAAAGGAGAGGCUGAGGAGGAGACUGAAGGACAAGGAGGAGGCGCUCGUGGAGGCGCCGGGCUCCGGAUCCCAGAGCAUGGACCGGCUGGCGGAGCUCCUCAACAGCAUGAGGAGCAACAGCGGCGGGGCGGAGCGGCAGCUCGCCGCCUUCAUGGAGGAGGCGCAGCGCUCGGCGACGUCCGAGGAAACCCUGGCUCGGGUGGUCGGCGCCAUCUACGCCAAGGCCGCGUCGGACCGGAGCUUCGCCGCCACCGCCGCCAAGCUCUGUGACAAGAUGGCGCUGUUCAUGGUGGAGGGCACCAAGUUCAGGUCGCUGCUCCUCAACAUGCUGCAGAGAGACUUUGCCUGUCGAGAGGAGCUCCAGCAGUCGGACGUGGAGCGGUGGCUCGGCUUCAUCACGUUCUUGUGCGAGGUGUUCGGGACCAUGAGGAGCUGCUCGGCGGAGCCCUUCCGGGUGCUGGUGUGUCCCAUAUACACCUGCCUACGAGAGCUGUUGGAGUCCACAGAUGUUAAGGAAGAUGCAGUCCUGUGCUGUUCCAUGGAGUUGCAGAGCAUGGGGCGCCUCCUGGAGGAGCAGCUCCCCGAGAUGAUGACGGAGCUCCUCGCCGCCGUCAGGGACAAGAUGCUCAGUCCGGCCGAGUCGCAGCUGAGCCGCUCGCUCCUCAUGGAGGUCCUCGAGCUGCACGCCCACCGCUGGAGCCCCCUGGAGGCGCUCACCGCCCAGUACUACGACCGCACCAUCCAGAAGCUCGCCGCCACUGCCUAGGUCGCCAGAGACGAGGAGGCGAGGAGGCGAGGAGGCGAGCCCUUCUGAAGCCCCUGGGAAACAUCGAGCAUCAAUCGGCUCGUCUGGUUUUACCAAAACACCGACAUUUAAUGAAAACGUCACUCAAAUGAGUCUAUUCUCUUCUUUUUCAUUUUGAACUUGGUAUAAUUCGCUAAUUUCUCCCAGAUAGGCGACUACUGCCGCAAAUAUCCAGACACGAUCCACCAAACCGUUAGCUAUGAAGCUAUGAAGCUAUUCAGCUAGGAAGCUAUUGAGCUAUUAAGCUAUUGAGCUAGCCGCCGCGGUGACGCUACACGUGGCGCUCAAACAACGAAAACGCAUCUUAGAAAACAGUAAAUGGCCACUAGGGGCAUGCGUGGCC
Messenger RNA from Pseudoliparis swirei, 2749 nucleotides. It is a transcript of the gene ctif, whose product is annotated as CBP80/20-dependent translation initiation factor. NCBI's taxonomy places the organism in Eukaryota, Metazoa, Chordata, Actinopteri, Perciformes, Liparidae. Gene Ontology annotation, cellular component: cytosol. Bases 214 to 2367 code for a protein of 717 amino acids. The transcript has 14 exons. Gene Ontology annotation, molecular function: protein binding; RNA binding; translation activator activity. Gene Ontology annotation, biological process: regulation of translational initiation. The record is from RefSeq and is a predicted model, not a curated record.